This is a messenger RNA of Leptidea sinapis, 1435 nucleotides long. It is a transcript of the gene Rpt3, whose product is annotated as 26S proteasome regulatory subunit 6B. The record is from RefSeq and is a predicted model, not a curated record. NCBI's taxonomy places the organism in Eukaryota, Metazoa, Arthropoda, Insecta, Lepidoptera, Pieridae. Gene Ontology annotation, biological process: proteasome-mediated ubiquitin-dependent protein catabolic process. The transcript has 10 exons. Gene Ontology annotation, cellular component: proteasome regulatory particle, base subcomplex. Gene Ontology annotation, molecular function: ATP hydrolysis activity; ATP binding; proteasome-activating activity. Bases 134 to 1381 code for a protein of 415 amino acids.
UACCUAAAAAAGCAAACUGUCAAAGUUAAGGAAUUAGGAAAGUCAUCGCCUGUUAUUUGGAAACUUGGGAACUAGAAGUUGUUAACUUGUAAAUCUAUAUAACAAACAGAAAUAAAAUUUGUUAUUUGUAAAAAUGGAAGAAAUUGGAAUCAUUCUCCCCGAAAAGGACGAUCAAGUCACCGACACAAAAGGUCUCCCAUUUGCUGGUCCACAAUCAUUUGAAGAGCUAGAAUCUGAGGAUCUGUACACUAAGUAUAAGAAAUUGCAACGCAUGUUAGAAUUUCUUGAGGUACAAGAAGAGUACAUAAAGGAUGAGCAACGCAAUCUUAAAAAAGAAUAUCUGCAUGCUCAGGAGGAAGUGAAGAGAAUACAGUCAGUGCCUCUUGUUAUUGGGCAAUUUUUGGAGGCUGUGGAUCAAAAUACAGGAAUUGUUGGCAGCACUACGGGUUCAAAUUACUAUGUGCGGAUUUUGUCUACAAUUGAUAGAGAAUUGUUGAAACCAUCAGCAUCAGUGGCCCUUCAUAAACAUUCUAAUGCACUUGUUGAUGUUCUGCCUCCGGAAGCUGAUAGUUCCAUUUCCAUGUUACAAGCAGAUGAGAAACCCGAUGUUCAGUAUUCAGAUAUUGGUGGUAUGGACACACAGAAGCAGGAGAUACGUGAAGCUGUUGAACUUCCCCUAACUCAUGUAGAGUUGUACCGACAGAUUGGUAUUGAACCCCCAAGAGGUGUUCUUAUGUAUGGACCACCGGGCUGCGGCAAGACUAUGUUGGCCAAAGCUGUUGCGCAUCAUACUACAGCUGCAUUUAUCCGUGUAGUUGGCUCAGAAUUUGUGCAGAAGUACUUGGGUGAAGGACCUCGAAUGGUCAGAGAUGUGUUCCGUCUUGCUAAGGAGAACAGCCCAGCUAUUAUAUUUAUUGACGAAAUUGAUGCCAUUGCUACAAAGCGAUUUGAUGCACAAACCGGAGCUGAUCGUGAAGUCCAAAGAAUAUUACUUGAGUUGCUUAACCAGAUGGAUGGUUUUGAUCAAACCACAAAUGUCAAAGUGAUUAUGGCCACAAACCGUGCUGACACUUUGGAUCCAGCCCUGUUGAGACCUGGUCGUCUUGACAGAAAAAUUGAGUUUCCACUCCCAGACAGGCGUCAAAAACGUCUUAUCUUCUCGACGAUCACAGGCAAGAUGAAUUUGUCAGAGGAAGUGGACCUCGAGGAGUUCGUAGCAAGACCUGACAGAGUGUCUGGUGCUGACAUUAAUGCCAUCUGUCAAGAGGCCGGCAUGCACGCUGUGAGGGAAAACAGAUACAUCGUCUUACCCAAGGACUUUGAAAAGGGCUACAAAAACAACAUCAAGAAAGAUGAAAGUGAAUACGAAUUUUACAAAUAAGUUUUAUAUUAUUCUCAGUCUGUAUAAUCUUAAUAAAAUAAUGUCAUUACAUUA